Mucor velutinosus is the source of this 516-nucleotide messenger RNA. RefSeq lists its product as uncharacterized. The record is from RefSeq and is a predicted model, not a curated record. The coding region runs from base 1 to 516 and encodes 171 amino acids. Lineage: Eukaryota; Fungi; Mucoromycota; Mucoromycetes; Mucorales; Mucoraceae. Gene Ontology annotation, molecular function: 3-hydroxyanthranilate 3,4-dioxygenase activity; iron ion binding. Gene Ontology annotation, cellular component: cytoplasm. Gene Ontology annotation, biological process: 'de novo' NAD+ biosynthetic process from L-tryptophan; quinolinate metabolic process. The transcript has 4 exons.
AUGCUUCCUCCACCAAUUAAUUUUCCAAAAUGGGUCAAGGAAAACUCGAAUAAACUGCAACCACCAGUGAACAAUUUCCUGCUCUUCAAAGGACAGGACACCAUUAUCAUGGUUGUAGGCGGACCCAACAAGCGCACAGAUUAUCACAUCAAUGAAACAGAGGAAUGGUUUUACCAAGUCAAAGGUAAUUUGACAAUCAAGGUGGUGGACGAUGGUGUGUUUAGGGACAUUGAAGUGGAAGAGGGUGACAUGUUCCUUCUGCCUCCCAACACACCUCAUAAUCCAGUUCGCUAUCAAGAUACCAUUGGCAUUGUUGUCGAAAGGGUCCGGUUAUCCCAUCAUAUUGAUUCUUUGAGAUGGUAUUGUGAAAAAGAGAAUUGCAGAGAAAUUGUAUAUCAGGAGUCGUUUCACUGUGUGGAUCUUGGUACACAAUUAAAACCAGUGAUUGAAAGAUUUGCAGAGAGCGAGGCAUUGAGAACUUGCAAGAAAUGUGGACAUUUGAACUCGCACAAAUAA